CGGCAUUUGUUUUGAAAAAUAUUUUUCUUAAAACUUGAAAAUGGACGGUGAUUUAUAUGAUGAGUUCGGUAAUUACAUCGGCCCGGACCUUGAGUCGGACUCCGACGAUGAACAGAGUGUUUACGGACAAGAUAACAGAGACGUUGACGAAGAUGCUAUGGAGGAAGAUGAGGAUGGUGAUGCGGAGCCCGAGGCGGCGCCCAUGUCCGUAGUACUACACGAAGAUAAACGGUACUAUCCUCAAGCCGUAGAAGUAUACGGGCCAGAUGUAGAGACAGUAGUCCAAGAGGAAGACACGCAGGCUUUAGACAAGCCUCUGGUAGAGCCUAUCAAGCACAAGAAGUUCCAGGUACAGGAACAGCAGCUCCCGGAGACGAGAUAUGACAUGGAGUACAUGGCUGAUAUGCUAGAUAAUACUAACCUCAUGAGGAAUGUUACGUUGAUGGGACAUUUGCAUAAUGGUAAAACCUCAUUCGUAGACUGUCUAAUCAGACAGACGCACCCCAGCACCAUAAACACAGACACAACAAUACCCAUGCGGUACACGGACACAUUGUUUGUGGAGCAAGAACGAGGAGUCUCUAUCAAGUCUAUGCCUGUCACGCUACUGCUCAAGAAUAUUAAGGGAAAAUCACAUUUAUUGAACAUCAUGGAUACACCGGGACAUGUUAACUUUAGUGAUGAAGUUACUGCUGCUUUGAGGAUUUCUGAUGGUGCUGUCCUCUUCGUGGACGCAGCAGAAGGCAUAAUGCUGAACACAGAACGCCUCCUCCGGCACGCGGUACAAGAGCGAGUUCCCCUAACGCUCUGCAUCAACAAGAUUGACCGUCUGAUAUUGGAACUGAAGCUGCCACCCGCAGACGCGUAUUACAAGCUGAGGCAUAUCAUCGAUGAGCUGAACUCCAUGUUGGAGACGCACCAGCCUCAGGAUAAUCCAGAUGAACCUGCUACUGUGUUCUCGCCUUUAUUGGGUAACGUCUGCUUCGCUUCCUCUCUCUACGACGUUUGCUUUAGCGUGGAGUCCUUCGCGGCGAUGUACGCGGCCGCGCACCCCGCCUCAGGGCUCCGCGCCUCCGACAUGUCUGCCUGGCUGUGGGGCGACGUGUACUUCAACGCGAAGACUCGAAGGUUCACUAAGAAGCAGCCCCAUGCAUCAGCUCAGAGGAGCUUCGUGGAGUUCAUCUUGGAGCCGCUGUAUAAGAUUUUUGCACAGGUGGUAGGCGACGUGGACGACACAUUACCGGCGGUGCUGUCGGAGUUAGGCAUCAAGCUGACGAAGCAGGAAGCGAAGCUCAACGUGCGACCGCUGUUACGACUCGUCUGCAGCAGAUUCUUUGGAGAUUUCUGCGGCUUCGUGGAGAUGGUGGUCCGUCACGUGCCGUCCCCGCUGGACGCGGCCGCCCGCAAGGUGGCACACACGUACCGCGGCGCGUCGGGCGCGCUGCUGGACGACAUGGUGGCGUGCGACCAGUCGGGCCGCCUCGUCGCGCACACCACCAAGAUGUACCCCACCGACGACUGCACCUUCUUCCUGGUGCUAGCUCGUAUUAUGUCGGGCACACUAUACGCGGGGCAGACUGUACGAGUGCUGGGAGAGAACUACAGCACGCAGGAUGAAGAAGACUCCCGGAUAAUGAACGUGGGCCGACUGUGGAUCUAUGAAGCGCGGUAUAAGGUGGAACUGAACCGCGUGCCAGCGGGUUGCUGGGCUCUCAUCGAGGGUAUCGACCAGCCGAUAGUGAAGACCUGCACCGUGGUGUCUGCUGAAGAAGAUGCGGAACUGCAUACCUUCACCCCUCUGAGGUUCAAUACUCAAGCAGUCGUGAAGAUCGCUGUGGAGCCUGUUAAUCCGUCAGAGUUGCCGAAGAUGUUGGAUGGCUUGAGGAAGGUUAACAAAUCGUAUCCCCUCUUAUCGACUCGCGUGGAAGAGUCAGGCGAGCACGUGAUCCUGGGCACUGGAGAACUGUACCUCGACUGUGUCAUGCACGACCUCAGGAAUAUGUACUCCGAGAUCGAUAUCAAAGUGGCUGACCCAGUGGUCUCAUUCUGCGAGACCGUAGUAGAGACCUCCUCACUCAAGUGCUUCGCCGAGACUCCUAACAAGAGGAACAAGCUGACUAUGAUAGCCGAGCCCCUGGAGCGAGGGCUGGCCGAGGACAUCGAGGCCGGAGCCGUCUGCGUCACCUGGGACAGGAAGCGGCUUGGAGAGUUCUUCCAGACCAAAUACGACUGGGACUUGUUGGCGGCGCGUUCGAUCUGGGCGUUCGGUCCGGACUCCACAGGACCCAACAUCCUGGUGGACGACACUCUGCCCUCAGAGGUCGACAAACACCUGCUCGCUUCCGUCAAAGAUAGUAUUGUACAAGGAUUCCAAUGGGGUACGAGAGAAGGUCCGCUAUGCGAGGAGCCGAUUCGCAACGUGAAGUUCAAGAUCCUCGACGCGGUGAUAGCGACCGAGCCGCUGCACAGAGGCGGUGGACAGAUCAUACCUACUGCUAGGAGGGUGGCGUACUCAGCGUUCCUGAUGGCGACACCGCGUCUGAUGGAGCCCUAUCUCUUCGUGGAGGUGCAAGCGCCCGCUGACUGCGUCUCCGCUGUAUACACAGUACUGGCCAAACGGAGAGGUCACGUAACCCAAGACGCGCCAGUCCCCGGGUCCCCGCUGUACACGAUCAAGGCGUUCGUGCCCGCCAUCGACUCGUUCGGCUUCGAGACCGACCUCCGCACGCACACGCAGGGCCAGGCCUUCUGUCUGCAGGUCUUCCACCACUGGCAGAUCGUGCCCGGAGACCCCUUGGAUAAGAGCAUUGUUAUAAGGCCACUAGAACCGCAGCCCGCUACCCACCUGGCGCGUGAGUUCAUGAUCAAGACCCGGCGCCGCAAGGGGCUCAGCGAGGAUGUCUCCAUCAACAAGUUCUUCGACGACCCUAUGUUGUUGGAGCUGGCGCGACAAGACGUGCAGUUGAAUUAAAUAUAGUUUAUGUAGUUACAA
Molecule: messenger RNA, 2992 nt
Organism: Helicoverpa armigera (cotton bollworm)
Lineage: Eukaryota; Metazoa; Arthropoda; Insecta; Lepidoptera; Noctuidae
Product: 116 kDa U5 small nuclear ribonucleoprotein component
Exons: 16
Coding region: 41-2971 (976 amino acids)
Biological process (GO): mRNA splicing, via spliceosome
Cellular component (GO): U4/U6 x U5 tri-snRNP complex; U2-type catalytic step 2 spliceosome; cytosol
Molecular function (GO): GTPase activity; GTP binding; U5 snRNA binding
Source: RefSeq, a predicted model, not a curated record